This is a messenger RNA of Gadus chalcogrammus (walleye pollock), 1071 nucleotides long. RefSeq names its product serine/threonine-protein kinase DCLK1-like. Gene Ontology annotation, molecular function: ATP binding; protein kinase activity. The record is from RefSeq and is a predicted model, not a curated record. The transcript is spliced from 9 exons. NCBI's taxonomy places the organism in Eukaryota, Metazoa, Chordata, Actinopteri, Gadiformes, Gadidae. Gene Ontology annotation, biological process: protein phosphorylation. The coding region runs from base 1 to 1071 and encodes 356 amino acids.
AUGGCUGAGCGCUACAGAGUGGGCCGGACACUGGGGGGCGGGGCCUUCGCUGUGGUGAAGGAGUGUGUGGAGAGGUCGACAGGCCGAGAGUUCGCUCUCAAGGUCAUCAACAAAGACAAGUGUAUAGGGAAGGAACACAUGGUCCAGAGUGAGCUAUCCAUCCUGCGGAGGAUCAAACAUCCCAACAUCGUUCUGCUCAUCGAGGAGAUGGACACUCCAAAUGAACUCUAUCUCGUCAUGGAGCUAGUUAAGGGGGGCGACCUGUUUGACGCCGUCUCCUCCUCUAGCAAGUACACGGAGCGAGACGCCGCCUGCAUGCUGUUCAACCUGGCCAGCGCCAUCAAGUACCUCCACGGCCUCAACAUCGUCCACCGAGACAUCAAGCCAGAGAACCUGCUGGUGUACGAGCACCUGGACAGCAGCCGCUCUCUGAAGCUGGGAGACUUCGGCCUGGCUACCAUGGUGACCGGCCCGCUGUAUGCCGUCUGCGGCACGCCCACCUACGUAGCGCCGGAGGUCCUCGAUGAGACCGGUUACGGUCUGGAGGUUGAUGUGUGGGCUGCUGGGGUUGUAGCUUACAUCCUGCUGUGUGGCUUCCCUCCCUUCCAAGGGAGCGGGGACAACCAGGAGGUUCUGUUUGAGCAGAUACAGAGCGGCCAUCUUGAAUUUCCCUCUCCCUCCUGGGACGGCGUCUCGGAUGCUGCCAUGGAUCUGGUUGGUGGGAUGCUGGAGAGGGGGCGGGGCCAGAGGUUCACACCUAUGCAGGUGCUAGAACACCACUGGGUCAAGGACGAACGCUUGCCAGAGAAUGAGCCCCACCUCUCCAUCGCUGGGAGGAUCAGGAAGCAUUUCAACACACGGACCAGAACCACUAGCACCUCCGCCGGAGUGGCCGUGAUCACCAGCACCCCAUUGGAUAAGGAGAAGCAGGGCAUACGGCGGAGGCGUGGCUCUCAGGACACCAGGCGGGCGGGGCCACGGGGGCCGUCCAACCAGCUGCCGCGCGCCGAGUCAGAGGACCCCCCACCGGGGGCCGCGGACAACGCCCACUCCAACGCCUCGCUCUUCUAG